Molecule: messenger RNA, 2524 nt
Organism: Aphanomyces invadans
Lineage: Eukaryota; Oomycota; Saprolegniomycetes; Saprolegniales; Verrucalvaceae
Exons: 4
Coding region: 25-2427 (800 amino acids)
Molecular function (GO): protein binding
Source: RefSeq, a predicted model, not a curated record
GUUUCCUUAGUGUAACUGCGCCCGAUGACCCGGUGCGAUGACCUCGAGCGCGACAUCGCGGCGAUGGAGUCAAGGUUGUUUGAGGUUAAAGUUACCAUGGAUGCAGAGGCCAUCAAUUGGAAACGGGCCAAUAAGUUGAACAAGAAGAGCGGGACACACUGGCGCAAUGCCAAGCCAGUGACACCACCCGCAACGGACGUCACUUCGACCUUACCCCUGGCGACGACAUCCUCAGCAAACGUGUCAACGGGGCGUCCACCACCGCCACGCUAUAAAUCGUUGCACGCCUUGGCAAAGCAAGACACGGCUCUUUGGUCUGUCUCAGACGUCAUCUCAUGGCUACGUCACAUGAAUCACGACUCGUGGAUUGCUGUGGUCAAGGAAUUCGGCAUCACAGGCGACCAGGUGUUGUAUGCACACAUGGGCCUGAGCGACGUGAACCUGCGUCGCCUUUUCCGUGUCAAACACGGCGACUUGCAAUGGAAACGACUUGUGCAUGAUGUCGCGACCCUGCACAGAGAGCAUUCCGCCAGCGGCGCACGAGCCACGACGGGUCGUUCGACGGAAGCUCCCAAGACCUUGCCUGCUCUCACGUCGUGCUCGUCACCGCGACACGAUGCCAUGUCGAAUCCAUGCAACCCUCUUCCUACGGCCAACCAUCCACGGCAGCAACGACGCCUACAGCCUACCACAUUGGCCGUACCAACUACGUGUGCAGGUGGAUGCGGGAAAGUGGUUCAUCGACGAAAGGAGGACGUUGCAAUUCCCUGUGGCGGAAAUAUCGUCGGUAGUCGAUGGUUCUGCUCGCCCGAAUGCCAGGGGAUGAUCGGCAACCAAACCGCGUUCGGGGCGACGUUGGAGCGACCGAGCGGACAAGACCGAGCUCUCCUUAGCGUUAGCAUCACGGGAUUGGACGCAGUUUCGCAAGCCUCCACUACUCAACGAAGCGCUGUGGUGCGGAAACGGAAACCACCAAGUCGUGCGAUGGGAUGCUCGGCAGCUUUUGCCGGGCCAACGGUCAAGACAACCCCUCGACGAGGCCCCCCAUCAGCUGCCGGGAGCCUCCAUCUGGAGCUGGUCACGGCUACACUUGCUAGUACACUGUCCUCUUCCACCUCAUCAAGCGGUGUAUCAACAGUGAGGCGACGCCAGCCCAAUUCUACUACUGGUGCGCCACUACUGCAUAUCCCCUCGUCGAACCAAAUAAAGCCCGAAAAACAUGGUCGGCUCUUGCGUCCCGCGCACUGCCCUGCAGACGUCCAAGAGCCCUUGCCAACGAUUGCCGUCACAUCCCUCCAGCACCAUCUCCCAUCGAUUCAUGCACUGGGGACACAAACAUCACCGUCAUCGAGGGCGGCGACGCUCAAGCAGGCGAAAUCCAUGGCGACAGCACCUGCCUACUCCAAAUACAGACUGGACGAUUCGGCGGCAGCUGCACCCACUCUCACGUCUGUGUUCUUGUCAUCGAUUCCGCUGGCCAUGUCGUGCCAAUCCGAGCUGAAAACCGCAGCCAACGACGAUGAUCGUCGCGAACAUGGCACGGUGUCUGCACCACCAACGUUGCUCUGCCAUCUCCUGUCAUUCCUGCGAUUGCCGGCGUGGUGUCGACUGUCCGUCGUGAGCUCCACAUGGCACAACACGAGCCAGACUCAAGACAUGGUGUGGAAGGUCUUCUUUGAUCAGGUAUGGGUCCGAAUUGCCGAUGGCGCAGUCGACCCCAUGGCGCAUAUUGAAUGGACGAAGAAGAGGCGGCAGUAUCGACCCACGUUGUACAGCCUUGCCAAGCAAAUCGUGGCAAUCGCCACCGAUAACGUUCACUUGAUGUUGCAGCCUGAAGCGUGGCAGCUCGCUGUCGAAACCGAUGACACGUUUGUCGACGUGCAGCGCUUUGCUGUUGGCACUGACCGCGGCAACGCCGUGGCUGCAGUCGUCCCAGCGUUUCCGACUCAUCUCAUUCAAACUCUGGUGCCCGAAGCGACGACAAUGGGAGUACUCCAAGGCCUGGCCUCCGGAGCGUUUACAAGCGUGACUGUUCGUCGGCUCAAGGUUUUCAAUACUGUCCACGUUCCUCCGCUGGAUGUCUGGCCGACCUUUGUUGGCCAUCCGCUGGUGUCAAUCGAAGUUGCCGUGAACAACGACGGUGCAACGUCCAAAAAGACGGAGAUCAAGCGAGGCGACGACGUGCUCAAGUUCCAAGCGGCCGUGAUGUCCUUGACCGGCCGACGUCUUCGGGCCAAACUCAAGGCUGAAGCAACCGACAGAUUGGCAAAGCGCGCGAAGAAGCACGCGACAGCCACGGCGGCGCUGGAUGCUAUGCUCCACCAUGCAAAGGACAAGGUUAACUCAUUACGACAGCAUGUGCCAGUGCAGAGAAGGUCGGACCAGGGCAGUCACAGCGGCAAAAUCGACGAAAUGAACUCACUGUGAGAUAUGCUGGAAGCAGCAAUUAUGUACAAAAACGUCGCGAUGUCCUUCCAAAGAACUCAAUCCACAGCUCACGGCGAUGUACCUUGCCAUGCCGCGC